Messenger RNA from Striga asiatica, 771 nucleotides. Lineage: Eukaryota; Viridiplantae; Streptophyta; Magnoliopsida; Lamiales; Orobanchaceae. The record is from the annotation of a GenBank genome assembly.
AUGGUUAAUAUGGGUGGUAGGGGUGAAGGCUCGAAGGCACUGUCACCAGAGAAGGAGGAAACCGCAUCCAACAACUAUGAUGCGUGGGCCGACCCCGCAUUCAGCUGCGGCGAGCAAGCUGCAUUUUCCUUCAAUAUUUUGGAAUUUGGGGUCAAUAUUGAUGAUGUUUGGGAUGGAUUUCUGUUUAGGUGGAUAGAUGCUAAUAUUGCAGCGACGUUUGAUGGAACUCUUGAUCAAUUAGUUUAUCUUUUUUCCAAGCAAUCAGGGCUUAAGACAACUGCAGUAAAGUUCCGUGGUGAUAAUCAUCUAUCAAAUGAAGAAUUUGUGCAGAUCUUACGUGAGAAGAGCACUGAAUUCUUGAGGGGCAGUUCUAAUUCUCUGUGCAGAGAAGUUAUGCUUGGGUCAUUGGGAAGCUCGGAUGGGUCAAUUUCUUGGAAAGAGGUGAGCAAAUUGAGGGGCAGUUACGCUGUGGCCCAAAUGAGGCAGUUUCUUGGCAAGAGAUGUGCAAAAUCUUUUAAUUGCAUCCUUCCUAAUCUGUUACUAUUCAUGCAUAAUACUACGAAUUCAAGUGCAAUGGUUGAAGCUGCGAGAGAGAAGUAUGGCAGGGAAAUCAAAGUUGUGUCUAAUGCUCAUAAGUCAAAUAAUGACUCGAGUCCACACCAAAGGACUUGGCAUUGCCAGUUAAAAAGAAAACAAGACGACGAAUGGCUUCAUACGUUUCGCUCCAAAUCUUUUGGGGACACCAUGCUUUCGGCAAGUUUUGAAGUACAA